AUGGCCUAUUUGCGACAUCUUCGCAGUUCACUGAGUUGUUACAGUGCUUCGUUGAACAGACUUUCUUUUAUACCAUCGCAUUACGCUUCUCAAAAGAGACUAAAUGACUCGCCAUACGUGUCUGAAAAAAAGCCGUUACAGUUCUCUAAAUACCUUUCUCUCUCACCUUUACUUGCCGCUUGUGCUACAGACAAAAUCCCUGAUAUACCAGAAAUUCCCUCUGUUGGAGAAGUUGUUCCUUCUCUGAAUGCUUUGGGUGAACCGACUUUUGCAUCUCUUGGUCUAAAUAGUUGGUGGCCUUCCGGUUGGUAUCAGGCUCUCCUUGAAACUCUGCAUGUUAAUUUUAGUUUGCCAUGGUGGGCCGCUAUUGCAGCAACUACUGUCGUUAUUCGUCUAUGUCUUAUACCCCUUGUUAUUGAUCAACGUCGGAGGCUUGCUUCUUACACUAAUGUUAUGCCAAAAAUAACAUCACUACAAAGCCGCAUGACGAAGGCUCGGAUUAAUUCUGAUUACAUUGAAAUGAUGAAAAUCUCUAUGGAAAUGCAGGAUAUAAUGAAGAACAACGAUGUUAAUCCGCUGAACAGUUUGCGACUUAUGCUUGUCCAAGUGCCGGUUUUCUUUUCCGUGUUCACCGGUCUUAGAGGAAUGGCACAGCUACCUGUGACUAGUCUUCAAACAGGAGGUCUGAGCUGGUUUUUGGAUUUGACAGUCUGUGAUCCCUACUACAUCCUUCCGCUUUACAGCAUGACGUCAAUUUUUCUUAUGUUCGAGUUCGGUGUUGAUGUUUCAACUCAAACCGUUACUCCGGGUGUUCGCAUUGCAAUGCGGUGUUUCCCUGUUAUUGGAUUUUUUAUGAUUAUGCAUAUGCCUUCAGCUCUUCUUUGGUAUUGGUCACUUAGCAACACUAUAUCCAUUGCACAAGCACUCAUUCUGCGUACUAAGCCGGUUAGAAAAUAUCUCCAAUUCCCCGAAAGAGCUCCACCUCCUCCCCAAGAAAUGAAAAAGCCUGGUUUCGUCCAGGGGUUCAAAGAAUCACUGUCCAAUUCCCGACUCUUGGCGGAGUUAGAAGCACGCGAAAGGACAGAUGCUGAACGUUGGCAAAAGGCCGGUGUGGGCGCAAUUCCGAAGACCUUCGCUCAUGACAUUUCAAAACGAGGAAACAAACAUGUCAUCGAUGUUAAAGGGAAAGUCGUGCCGAAGUAG
Molecule: messenger RNA, 1203 nt
Organism: Rodentolepis nana
Lineage: Eukaryota; Metazoa; Platyhelminthes; Cestoda; Cyclophyllidea; Hymenolepididae
Source: the annotation of a GenBank genome assembly